AAACGCCCCUUUUGGCAUCUUUCAUGUUGCAAAUAGGGAAGCAUAUGUCAGAUGUAACCUGUAUUUGUUUGUGACUGAACCCGUGUUUAACCACUGGGUACUGGGUGGUUAGUAAACUCGUUUUUUUGUUGUUUUUUACUUUGUGAAAGAGGCACGAAAGGAUGUUUUCCACAUUUAUUAAGUGUCAGAUCAUCAUCGCAUUCAUCUGCAAUGGAUUUAGUUACGAGCCCACAGAGGAGAACUUGAAGUGUUUUAAUGACUAUGACACAGAGAUGAAAUGCAGUCUCUCCACUGACCGACUCAAAAGCUGCUCUGGAUACAAGCUCAACAUCAAACAUAAUGUGUUCAAUAUGAAUCAAAAUAAACCGUGUAUCUUUGAGAAAAGUCAUCCCAGUGACAAAUGUGAGUGCAAAAUUAAAGUGCAAGGGUUUGUCAUAACAGAGAUCUACACUGCUACACUUCUGGAAGGAACGGAUGUUUUAUACAGCAAAAAAUUAAGGACUGAAGACUUCAUCAAACCGAAAACUCCAGUCUUAUCAGUGCAGAAGACUGAAAAUGGAAACUUUAAUGUAACUUGGGAUGCCCAGUAUAGUGAUUCUGUAGCAAGAAAUUUCUUGGAAACCUUAACAAUAAACCUGUCCUAUGGCAUCAAAGGAGGAAUUGAAAAGAUAUCCAAGACGGUGCAGAACACUGUGGGAUCCUUUGAAAUUGUGGGCAAAAAUCUCCAGCAGAAUACCGACUACGUUCUGACAGCAACAAUGAGCACAGGCUAUAAUGGCCAUAGUAUAUCUAGUGACCAGAGCGCACCAGUUGAGUUCACCGCACCCUCAUCCCCAAAUGAAAUAGCCAAAUUGGUGAUUCCAACUCUCUGUUUUGGUUUAAUCAUCAUCAUUUUUAUUAUCUUCUUCUGUAUUUUGAGAAUGAAGAUGAAUUGGUGGGACAAAAUCUCCAAGCCAAAAAUAGAUGCCAAUCUUGGAGAGGAGAAGGGUCAUAUUUUGCCUCUAUCUGUUAUGAAGUUCUCUGCAAUCCAUGUAGAGAUCCCAACACUGGACCCUCAUGAGAAUAAGAAAUUGAUCUCAGCAUUAUCAGUAGAUACAAACAAUGAGAAAAGUUCCCACAGUGUUGAGUCGGCACAAGUGGAUUAUGGCCAAGCUUGCACUAGUAGCCCCGAAGAGAACAUCUGCACCAUUGACGUCGCAUCACAUGUCAAGCGUGCAUUGGAUGACCUGUUUAGUUUACAUCCAACCCCAAACAAACCAUCAUCGUUAUCCCCCUACAAUCAGGUUACCAUGAGCAGGUCAAACAAGAGUGUUAAUGGUAUCAGCUUCUCAAGAGAACCCAACCGUGCAAACCGAGAUUCGGGCAAUUGCUCCGGCUCAUCAGUUUUCAGCAAUAUGUCAUAUUUGGAAACAGCCACAGAUGAUUCUUUAUUCCUGGAUCAGCUGAGCCCUGAUCGUUCCUGUCAGUCCAACAAGAGGGACGUUUCAGACUUGGAUGCAAGAGAUAGCCAGUUUAACUUUCCCACUAAUGAUACUAUGGAAGACGGCUAUCGAUGCUUCAGCAGUGUUUUAGAACAGGGAAACGAUGCAGAUAUUUGUCUUUCAGAUGAUGUUGAUGAGAAGUGCAUUAUGAAAAAUCUCAUCGCCAGCACAAAUCCACUCUAUCCUACUCUUAUUCUGGAUGAUGACAGUGUCACACCAACUGAUGAAGGAUAUCAGGCUUUUCAAGGCUUAACAAAGAGCACAGAAGGACAGUUGAGCUCGAGCGUCAGUACUGAACAAGCACUAAAUGCAUGUGGAGCAUUGAAAUUCCCCCAGAGCACCGGCAAAGAUCCCACAUCUUUCCAGCAGAGUUCUUUGCAUUUCUCACCCAGUAUUCAAAUAGACAAUUUAUAUCAGUGUGUUUAACCCUUCUCUAAAAGCAAAUGAUAAGUACAUGGCUAAAACAUUGGAAUUCAUUUUUGCAUGUAAUGUCAGCAAUUACUAUGAAUAAUUCAUUUGAAAAUGUGUUCAGUAAUAAUAAGAACCAUGCAAACUCUGUCCAUUGUUUGUUCAGACUCAAAGCCAAUGCCUUGAAUUGAGUUUGUUCCAGCUUUUUCUACAGUAAGAUGUUAAAAAAAAGUGCCUUAAAAGGAUAUUGCACACAUUGAAAUGAUCUCAUGUCAUCCCAAAUGACAUUCAUUCUUCUAUGAAACCCAAACAAAGCUUUUUAGAGGAGUGAUCCAGCUCCAUCAGUCUAUAAAAUGCAAGUUUAUCUUGGUAAAUGAUGAUGAGAAAAUAUUAGGUUUUUUUUGUUGUUGUUGGAGUGUCACUUUACAUGCCUGUAGGGAUCAUGUACAGUAACUAUUAUUGUUAUUCAUACUUCUUUAUUGCUCUGUUAUGUUACACAAAACGGCAAAUGUGAAACUUAGUCAAAUUUGCAAAUGCAAAUUAUAAAGGCAUGAUAACAAGACUUCAGAUUCUGUUUAACUACAGUACGCUGUAAUAACAAAUAAUGUUUAAAGUAUUACCAUCAAUAAGAAACUUUGAAGGAUUCAACAGAAGGAGUUAUUCACAGCGACUUACUCUAAUUAGGGAGUAAUGUAUUAUUUUUCUUGGCAUUCACAUUUUUAUUAUAUUAUGUUUCAUUAUAAUGGCAUUAUUACAGGGUCUGUGGCUUCAUUACAGGGUCUCAGUCUGUAAAUUGAACUUGUAUGUUUAUAGUAAGAUGUUUCAACAAAAAGGAAUAGAUGUUUGUAUAUAGGAUGCAUGUCUAGAUGUAGAUGACACUGUAAUGUUUUUUUGUUUUGCUAUCAUCAACAGGACAAUGGCCUGCUCUUCAAAAGGUCAGUUCGUAGACAGUUCGUGUCAGCCUGCGUACAGUAACUGCGCUGUCAAACAGAUGAUUGCCGUGUGUGUAAAAAACAAAACAAAAAAACAUUUCAUUAUUUUUUUAUGUAAUCUCUAGUUGUUCCACCACUAUGGUAUUCACUUCUCAGUUAAGAGCAAUGUUAAAACAGCCUUUGCUUCUACAUUUCUAAAAUAAAACCUCAGAGUGUUGAAACAGA
Carassius auratus (goldfish) is the source of this 3046-nucleotide messenger RNA. RefSeq lists its product as uncharacterized. The transcript is spliced from 10 exons. Gene Ontology annotation, biological process: immunoglobulin mediated immune response; production of molecular mediator involved in inflammatory response; cytokine-mediated signaling pathway. The coding region runs from base 162 to 1907 and encodes 581 amino acids. NCBI's taxonomy places the organism in Eukaryota, Metazoa, Chordata, Actinopteri, Cypriniformes, Cyprinidae. Gene Ontology annotation, molecular function: protein binding; cytokine receptor activity. Gene Ontology annotation, cellular component: external side of plasma membrane; membrane. The record is from RefSeq and is a predicted model, not a curated record.